CAAUCCCCCGUCUCACCACAAGUCACAAACCCUUCGCCAAAGUAUUCAAACUCUCUCUCUCUCUCUCUCUCUGUUUCUUCGGUUCCUUGCCUUUUUAAUACCCAACCGAAGCAACUUCUUCGUAUAUCCUCGAUUUCUUUCGAAUCCUGAAGAACACCAACACCGGGCAAAAGAAAAUUUCAAUAUUUUUUUGAGAAAAACAAGACACCAAAUUUUCUCGACAAACAAUCGACCACUUAUGGCUAGCAGAAAGCUGGUCCGAGAUUUAUUCCUCUCCAAGCGCCCUUUUUAUCGUCAGCUAUUAACAUUUCAACAGGUUUCGACUUCUAAUACGAGAAUAAGUUUGCUUUCCGCAAAUGGGUAUUUGGGUAAUCGUCAAUUUAGUGUGUUGAAUGAGUUCUCCAAACAAGUUAAAGGCGAAGCCAACAGAAAUCAGGAAUUCCAACAGUCAGUCAAGGAAUUGCAGGGUAAAGCAGAGGAGCUAAAAGGGGUGACAGAAGGUCUGAAAGUUAGAACCAAGCAGACAACUGAGCAGCUGUACAAGCAAGUGGAUGGUGCAUGGACGGAAGCUGAAGCCACGGCAAAGAAGGUUUCUGCCAAUUUGAAGGAGAAAAUUUCAGCUGCCACAGAGGAGGUCAAAGGCUCUUUUGGGAUUGGGAAGGAAGAAGAUCCUGAAUUUACUGCUACUUCAGCUAAAGACGGCACUGAUGUGAAAAAUGGGAGCAAGACUACAUCUGGAGAGGAAAAGCAGCAGCAAUCCAGUCCUGGGGAUACUGCAAAUACAAUAUUUGGCAAGUUUAAGUCUACUGUUACUCCUAAGUUCUCUGUGGCCUUCCAAAAAUUGAAGGAAGCAAAGCCCAUUGACAUGGCAAAGAAAGGAUAUGAUGUUGUAAAGGAUGAGUUGAGUGGUAACCCAAGUAAAAGAAAGCGCAUUGAGUAUGGAGCUUCUUCCACAACUUCUUCAUCAACGGUUAAAAAGAGCACAAGGACGGACAUUACUGUUGUACCUUCAAAGCAGUCUAGGUGGAGUAAGAAGUGGGAAGCAUUGAAAGAGAAGAUGCAAGGUCAUUCUAUUUUCAAGCGCGUCAGCGGGUUAAGUGAACCUGUGGUGGCAAAGAGUCAGGAGUUUGCAGAAGACAUCCGGGACAGAUGGGACACUACUGAUAAUCCAGUUGUUCAUAAAAUUCAGGAUCUCAGUGAAAAUGUCUUUGGGGAAACUGCUACUGCACUUUCAGUCAAGGAAAUUCGGCGCCGUGACCCGUCUUUCUCUUUGCCGGAAUUUGUGACUGAGGUUCAGGAAGUGGUUAAACCAGUUCUUAAUGCUUACUUCAAGGGAGAUGUUGAAGUUCUGAAGAAAUAUUGUAGCACUGAAGUGAUUGAGCGGUGUAAAGCAGAGCACAAGGCUUAUGAAAGCCAGGGUAUCUUUUUUGAUAAUAAGAUUCUACACAUAUCGGAGGUGGAAGCAAGAGAGACCAAAAUGAUGGGGGACACUCCGAUCAUCAUUGUGGCGUUCCAAACACAGCAGGUCUAUUGUGUACGUGAUAGACAUGGUGCAAUAACAGAAGGGGGCAAGGAUACAAUCCACACUGUAUACUAUGCUUGGGCUAUGCAACAAGUUGAUGUAGAAGAGCUAGGAGAAGGUGCUCUCUUCCCGAUAUGGAGGCUGAGAGAAAUGCAACAACUUGGCGUGAGGGCCCUUAUUUAAUUUUGCAUUUUAUUAUCUUAUCAAUAGAUGUUAUGCGAGUAUUCUCUGGGUUUUUUUCUCAUUGCCAGGGAAAAAAAAAUCUUUACUAAUCAUUUCCUAUUUUCUUUGAGUAAAUAAGCUUGGGUAUUAUACUCAUUCAUUUAAAUGGUUACCUCUCUUGAUGUAUAAUCUUGUGCUGAGGCGGACAAAAGUUUUAGGUAGCGGUGCCAUAUGUCUAUUGGUAUUUGUCUUGUCGGCUUCCUUAUUUACUCCAAUAUAUAUUCUUCAAUGGAAAAUUAUAUUCAUAUUGGAUUUU
Camellia sinensis is the source of this 2000-nucleotide messenger RNA. RefSeq names its product mitochondrial import inner membrane translocase subunit TIM44-2. Gene Ontology annotation, molecular function: protein-folding chaperone binding. Gene Ontology annotation, biological process: protein import into mitochondrial matrix. The record is from RefSeq and is a predicted model, not a curated record. Gene Ontology annotation, cellular component: mitochondrial inner membrane. Lineage: Eukaryota; Viridiplantae; Streptophyta; Magnoliopsida; Ericales; Theaceae.